AUGCAAAAGAAAAAAUUUGAAUUAAAACAACGGCGAUCGAAUGAUAUGAAUCUUUCUAGAGUUCGUUAUUCUGUCCUUAUUGCUAGAUAUCCUCAAAACACGCCUCUAAAUACAAUUAUCAAUUUUAUUCAAUCACUUGUUAAAAGUAAAACUAUGAGUAUCUUAGAUAUUAGAAAUUUAAGGACAACACCAAAUGGUAUUGCGUUUUCUGUACCAAAUGAUAAUCAAUUUAAAAUAGUUUUGAGUUUAAAUGGUUCAAUGAUUUCGCAAACAAGAUUAUGGAUUACACGCUACCCAGACUCUGUUAAAAAGGAGAAUCACAUUCUAGAUAAGAUAUUUCAAUUGAAUUUUUCGAAUAAUACAAUGGAUUUAUCCGAUAUAUUUGGAAAAAUGUGUCAAAUUUCCCCAAAAGGUCAUAGUUUUAAUAUAACAGAUCAAUCACAUCUAGAGUAUCUAUUUUUCUACCUUGGAAGCGAAGCACUUUCAAAAAAUAUAAAAAUACGAGCUCUAAAUCUAUCCAAAAACUACAUCUCCAUCAUUGACAAUCUAAACAAUCUCUUAUGGUUUCUUCCUGACCUUAAAACAUUAGAUCUUUCACAAAAUCCAAUUAAUUUUCUUCCAAAUUUAAAUCCAGAGUUCUCUGGAAUAAAUAUAAUUGCACCAUUCGGUAUUACAAGACCAUUUAAUCAGCAGAAUUCUGGUUGGCAGCAACCAAAUCAAAAUUUUAUGAACCAAAAUCCAUUUGGAUUUAAUCUUCCGAUGGGUUAUGCACCUCCACCAUAUGCAAAUUACCAACAAAACAUGUAUCAGCCUCAAAUGGGCUUUUAUCAACAACCUUUUCCAAAUCAGGCACAAUUCAACCAAUAUCAGCCAAUGAUGGGUUCGCCUCAGCCAUCGUUUCAAUCUUCUAAUCAAUCUUUUGGUAAAUCUGGGUCAUGGAAUGGAAAAUCACGUUCUAAACACGUAAAUUCGAAUAAAGGACCUAAAACUGUGAAAGUCACAGUGACAGUAGACCCAAAUAAUAAUCCUGAUGACCCAAAUUACGUCCCAAUUCACGAAUGGGGAAAACCCGUUGAUAAUUCAUUACAAAAUCAACAAAAUCUGGUUCAACCUAAUUUAGCAAGAAGAGAUAGCAACGACAAGCCAUUUGAUAUCUCAGGAGGAUACAGAAGACGUCCUUGA
This is a messenger RNA of Trichomonas vaginalis G3, 1182 nucleotides long. Its product is annotated as ribonuclease inhibitor domain-containing protein. Gene Ontology annotation, molecular function: protein binding. The transcript has a single exon. The record is from RefSeq and is a predicted model, not a curated record. The coding region runs from base 1 to 1182 and encodes 393 amino acids. Lineage: Eukaryota; Parabasalia; Trichomonadida; Trichomonadidae.